Messenger RNA from Cladocopium goreaui, 1581 nucleotides. The record is from the annotation of a GenBank genome assembly. NCBI's taxonomy places the organism in Eukaryota, Dinophyceae, Suessiales, Symbiodiniaceae.
AUGCCAAUUUGCCUAAAGCGAGUAUUUUUUCCAUUGUGGUUUCCAACAGUUUUGGACCCACACUGCCAUCUAUCGUGUUGGCGCUUGGGGCAUGGCAUGGCGCUGUCCAAGGCAGAGCAAGUACAGCUUCAGAGGCUGCUGGCUGGUGUCCAUGACAAGCUAGAGGAGUCACGCCCACGGAGACGUUUUGUCUCAUCGCGGACAAAGAUGAUGAUGCUUCGGAGCCCGAUCCAUGUCCAAGACUUGUGCUACCGCUUGCAAACCUUUCCCUUCUUUUCAAACUCGCAUCGAGAUUUUCUCUCCUUGCUUUCACGAGAGCUGGACAUUCGGAUCUUCCAUCCUGGCCAGACUGUACUGAAAGAGGGUGAGUUUGGGGAGAUGACUUACAUCUUGGUGCAUGGAGAGGUGGAGGUGCUGACAGAGGCGAUGGCAAAUGAGGAGUCGGCACCUAUACGGAUCAAAGCGCCCAGCAUCUUUGGUGAGAGCCCACUGCUUCUUGGAGCGCCUGCAAGGAGGACCGCUACGAUCGUUGCGCGGGCCAUUUGCGAUGCCCGCAUGGUGCACCAGCGAAUCUUCAACCAACUGCUCAGUCACUUUCCUGACGAGAAAGUAGUGUAUCGCAAGAUGGCGCAAAAAAGAUAUGGAAAGAGGCGGCCGUGGAUUCGAAGGAGCACGUCUGUUGCCUCAACCGAAACGAAGGAUACCCGGCCUUCAACUGUGGCCUCCAUGCUGGAAGAUCCCAAGGGGGCCGUGACGACUGAGGUCAAAGAGGCACGGGAUGCAAAGACCGAAAGCAAGUCGUCCAAGAAGACCAAGGCUGUGUCGAAGGACUUGCACCUUCCGCCGAUUUUUGCUGAAACAAAGCGAUAGCGGCUGCCUCCCAAGGCUUGUAGAAUUUUGCUUUCUAUCAGAGCUGCGGCAGACUAAGCAAACGUGCUUAGAUGUCGAAUUUGUCGAAUGUCAUUUCCUGAUCUUUUGUUCCUUUUUUGGACUUGCCUUCAAGAGGCAAGAAGCAUGCACCGGGCAGUUUGAGCGAAAAUCGCCCGAUUGCCUUCGGUCAUAAACGUCAUGCUUACCUGUGAAGUGUAGGGUUGGUGUGCAUAUUUUCGCAAAACGCGAUGUUGCAUUCGACCCACUGUGUUUGCUUCACAUCUCUCCUUGGAAUCAAAGGUCUCAAGGAUUGAACGGAUUCACACAUGCCACAGAUGCCACGAAUGUGGAAAUGAGGUUGAUGAGGUGAGAAAGUGCGAAAGUGAAGUACGAAGCUCAUGGUUUGUCCCCAUUCAUGAACCCUGUCAUAUUGGGUGUACCCAGCAUUUGGGCGCUGGAUCCAUUUGAGCUCUGAGCUCUCUCUGAAUUUAGAGAAUGAGCCGGACAGAACCCAAACUCGACAGUGCCGAAGCCCUCGAAACUCGGACUCGCUGUCAACUACAUAGUAUCAGAAGAUAUCAGAAGGAAAUCCAUUGGAUGUACAGACAGAUUUCCUGCCGCCCAGAUGUGCUUUGCCCGUCCAUGCAUUAAAAGUGUUUGCAUUCCGUCGAGUCGAAGACGAAAAGCAAAGUCACUCAAGCAGAAGCAAUC